Messenger RNA from Musa acuminata subsp. malaccensis (wild Malaysian banana), 1605 nucleotides. RefSeq names its product phosphatidylinositol:ceramide inositolphosphotransferase. Gene Ontology annotation, molecular function: inositol phosphoceramide synthase activity; sphingomyelin synthase activity; ceramide cholinephosphotransferase activity. Gene Ontology annotation, biological process: ceramide biosynthetic process. The record is from RefSeq and is a predicted model, not a curated record. Gene Ontology annotation, cellular component: endoplasmic reticulum membrane; Golgi membrane; trans-Golgi network. Lineage: Eukaryota; Viridiplantae; Streptophyta; Magnoliopsida; Zingiberales; Musaceae.
CCCCCCUCCUCUUCCUAUUAAUUAUUAUACAGUUCUUCAUAGUUUGGAGCGUUCCAUUUUUCUCCUCUCAGGUGCGUUUCCGGGUCUCGCUCUUCUUCCCUUUCUCUUGCCGGUCCUCUCGAUCGGCGGUGGUGGCGGCCGCCGAGUGACGAGACAGCCGCGGAGGAUCGCCUUCUCCAACAAGAAGGGGAGGCGAGAAGGCGGAGCCCACGAAACCCAACUGUCUUACUCACUGACGUUAGCAAUCUCAAGCUUAUUAUUCUUUGUUCCCGACAACAAAGUCUUCUCUCUCCAUUUGUACAUGCGCGCUUGUGAAGGGCGAUCUCUGCUUCCUUCUUUGCUGGGGUUCCUUUCUGGUCUUGGAUCGAAUUCGCCUCCGAGAUCGGGACAAAUCUGAUCCGCGUCGCGUUGAUCGGGUUAUGUGGAGAACAAGUUGUUGGAUCGUCGGUUGCCCGUCAUGACGCUCUACAUUACUCGCGAGGCUUCCAAGCUAUGGAGGAAGGUUUGCGUGGAGACAUCCGUGGAGCUUCAACUUCUCGUGGAGAAGUGGAAGCUUCUGCUCGCCGGACUCGUAUUCCAGUAUAUUCAUGGGCUCUCUGCUCGAGGAGUUCAUUAUCUACAUCAACCUGGACCAACUCUUCAAGAUCUUGGGUUUAUGAUCCUUCCGGAACUUGGAAAAGAAAGAGGCUAUAUCAGUGAAAGUCUAUUCACCUUCGUCUUUUUGUCCUUUGUACUGUGGACAUUUUAUCCUUUUGUUUAUCAUAGCAAGCGCUUCUACACUGUUCUGCUUUGGCGGAGAGUUUUGGCAUUUCUAGUUGCUUGUCAAGUGUUGCGGAUCAUUACGUUCUACUCUACCCAGCUUCCUGGUCCUAACUAUCAUUGUCGUGAGGGAUCAAAGCUUGCCAAACUGCCCCCACCAGAGAGUGUAACUGAAGUGCUUCUAAUUAACUUUCCUCGUGGAGUCAUAUAUGGCUGUGGUGAUCUUAUUUUUUCAUCCCACAUGAUAUUUACACUGGUGUUUGUGCUUACAUACCAUAAAUAUGGUUCUAAAAGAUUCAUUAAGCUUCUUGCUUGGGUUACUGCUAUCAUUCAGAGUCUGCUUAUAGUAGCUUCCCGGAAGCAUUACACAGUAGACAUAGUCGUUGCAUGGUAUACAGUGAAUUUAGUGGUAUUCUUCAUUGACAAGAAACUACCAGAAAUGCCCGAUCGUUCUAGUGGAUCACAACCAUUGCUACUGCUGAGUGUUAAAGAGAAAGAAGGAAACUCUAGAGAAGAGAACCUCAAGUUAUUGAAUGGAAAUUCAGUGGAUACUGCUGAUUGGAGGCAGAGAAUGCAAACUAAUGGCAAUCAUGGAGAAGAAUCCAUCCACAUCCGUUCUGAAUCUGCAGCUAAUGGUAAAUAGAUGAUAUCGGACAUCACUGUUUCGGCUGCAUAUUCCACAGAGGGGAUUCCAAAAUGGAUGGUGCCUCUAAGUCUCUUCAAAUCAAAGGCCUACUUCGAAGUCGGCACAUCAUAUUGAUGACUAUACAAGUAAUUGAAAUUGUGCCUGGGCACACAACCAUUUUGCUCUUACAUCAUAAAAUGUUCAUAUGUAUUAUUUCCUUC